GCCGCGCGGCUCAGCUCGCCUCAGCCGCCUAUUGUUUGUUUAUUUGAAUCAGGCUCCGACGGGACCAGAACACCAACCAGUCCCAACAUCAUCUUCUUUUCUCCCCCCCCCCCCUCCCCUCCCUUCACUGCAGGCGACAUUCUGCAUGCUGCAUCCGCGCUCAACUUGUGCGCCUGCUUGCACUUGGACUUGCAUCAUGACGACUAGUUUGGGGGCACCUUGCAGCCGCGUUCCUCAGGAAUGGUGGGGACUGCACAUCCGCAUCAUGGGGAGCAUGUAAACGCCAGUGGAGUUUGGGAUUUAUUGCAACAAAGGAGGGAAUGAUGAGCGUCUUCUCGUUGUGCUUGCUCCUGUGCGCGGAUCUACUGGAUUUAGCCGUGGGAUACUUGACAGUUACCAUCGAGCCGCUGCCUCCCGUGGUUGUGGGUGAGACUGUGACCCUCAAGUGCAACUUCAAAACGGACGGAAGGCUCCGGGAGAUUGUUUGGUAUCGGGUCACAGAUGGAGGCACCAUCAAGCAGAAAAUCUUCACUUACGAUGCCAUGUUUAAUACCAACUACUCUCACAUGGAGGACUACCGCAGGCGUGAGGACCUGGUGUACCAAUCGACUGUGCGGCUCCCAGAGGUCCGGAUCUCGGACAACGGACCUUACGAAUGCCAUGUGGGAAUCUACGACCGUGCAACAAGGGAGAAGGUUGUUCUGGCGUCAGGGAAUGUUUUCCUCACCGUCAUGUCUCCUCCAAACAACAUCUCAGUCGUGGCGGAGAACACACCGGCCCCGUUCAGUCGAUACCAGGCCCAGAACUUCACUCUGGUCUGCACCGCUAAGGGAGGGAAGCCAGCACCUUCGGUGUACUUCAAGCGGGACGGUGAGCUGAUCGAGGUGAUCUCCUACACUCAGCCCACGGCCGGUGAUCAAACAGGCGGCGGCUCUGCAGGGUUUCGAGGAGCCAGACCACUCAUAAGCCGAGAUCUUGACGAAACCAAGAUGCAGCGCUCCCUCUCCCUACUGGACCCCGAGAGCCGGUCGGCACGCUUGUACACUGAAGGUCCUCAGCGUGUGCACACUCAGGGCCAGCAGGCCUCCGAGCCCAGCCCCGCCACCGAGGUCAUCCCGGAGACAGUGGUGAGCCGAGAGUUCCCCCGCUGGGUCCACAGCACGGACCCUCUCUACUACUUCAGUCACACUCACGUCCCGCAAAGUGAUGGCUCUGUGGUGGUGCAGGCCCGACUCACUUGGACUCUCAACCCUCAGCUGGAUAACGAUGCACUGUUCAGCUGUGAGGUCAAGCACCCGGCACUGUCCAUGCCCAUGCAGACCGAGAUCACGUUAGCCGCCCCUAAGGGUCCGAAGCUCUUCAUGACUCCGAGCAGGGCUAAAGUUGGGGAUACAGUGCGCAUCACUGUGCAAGGAUUCCAGGUAGGACCUAAUGGGAACGAGGUGUUUCCAGAGCCCCUCUUUACCUGGACGCGUGUUGGCGGGCGUCUCCUGGACGGCAGUACCGAGCGAGAGGGCAAGGAGCUGAUUCUGGAACGUGUGCCGGCCGAACUGAACGGCUCCAUGUAUCGCUGCACGGCCCAGAAUCCUCUGGGCUCCACGGACACGCACACCCGCCUCAUUGUCUUUGAAAAUCCAAGCAUGAUGAAAAACACACAGAGCCAGAACAACGGAGUCUCCAACAUGGACGCGGUUGGCCUCACAUGGAUGGCGCUCGUCCUCACAGUGACUGUGGAACUGACGUGAAAACUCUCUCACUCUAACACAUACUUGCCCUUCCUACCCAAUACACACACACACACACACACACUUUAAAACAAAACAUCAGUGUACGUUCCACAACCUUGCCAGUGUUCUCCAGCCAUCAACAGAACACUCAAUCGAUAAAAGCCACAAGAUGGCGCUCCUCCCAUUUUUUGUAACAAAAAUAAUAAUCAAGCUAAAAGAACGUGAUGAAUAUGACAAUGUCCUCCCAUAUAUCCCUCCCCAGUUACAUCUCUUUUUUUUGUUCCUUGUCCCACGUCUGCCUGUUGACCAAUAAAAUUAGUUGAUUUAAACCUCGAAA
Messenger RNA from Doryrhamphus excisus (bluestripe pipefish), 2064 nucleotides. It is a transcript of the gene igsf21a, whose product is annotated as immunoglobin superfamily, member 21a. The record is from RefSeq and is a predicted model, not a curated record. NCBI's taxonomy places the organism in Eukaryota, Metazoa, Chordata, Actinopteri, Syngnathiformes, Syngnathidae. Gene Ontology annotation, biological process: homophilic cell-cell adhesion; heterophilic cell-cell adhesion. Gene Ontology annotation, cellular component: adherens junction.